Molecule: messenger RNA, 2333 nt
Organism: Phacochoerus africanus (Common warthog)
Lineage: Eukaryota; Metazoa; Chordata; Mammalia; Artiodactyla; Suidae
Product: zinc finger protein 671-like
Exons: 3
Coding region: 224-1609 (461 amino acids)
Biological process (GO): negative regulation of transcription by RNA polymerase II
Molecular function (GO): DNA-binding transcription repressor activity, RNA polymerase II-specific
Source: RefSeq, a predicted model, not a curated record
UCUGAGCGGCACUUCCGGCAUCCUCCGCGCCAGCGGACGUUGUGUUGGUUCCUGGGAGGAUCUGCUGGCGCCUGGGCGCUUCUUUGCUUGGUUGAGGACUCGGGAAGUGCGUGAGGAGGCAUCGUCCCGGCUGUUCGGUGCCAGGGUGGUGCUCGGGAAAGUGGUCUUCGCGUCCGCAACCUGGACGUCGGCCUCUCUCGCCGCGCUCCGCCCGCAGAGCCCGAUGGCGGCGGCCGAGCCGAGGGACCCGCUUCAGGGCUGUGUAAUUUCUGAGGGCGUGUUUGUGUACUUCUCCCUGGAAGAAUGGAAGCUACUCGACGAGGCUCAGAGACGCCUGUACCGGGAUGUGAUGCUGGAGAACUUGGCACUUUUAGCUUCCCUGGGUUGUUGGUGUGGAGUUGAGGGUGAGGUUAUAUCCUCUGAACACAAUGAUUCUUUAGAAAGAGUGUCGCAGUGUCACAGGACUCCUAUGGCACAUCUAAAGACCUACUCAUGUGACGUGUCUGACCCAUCUGACCCAGUAUUCAAAGACAUCAGGCACCUGACUGAAAACCAGGGGGGAAAAGCCAGUCCAGAACCACGUACGUGUGAGGCAUGUGGGAAGCCGUUCUGGUUCAGUGCAGACCUUCACCGGCACCAGAAGCAGCAGAGUGGAGAGAAAUUCUUCAGGACGGAUGAGGGCAGGGAUUCCGUGAAAAGCUGCAGAACCUCUGUGCCAGACAAGACCUGCAUACACGGUGAGAGCAGAAUGGACUUGCCAGCCACCUCUGGCCUUCACCACUGGGUCCCUCACAGCAGGAUAAAGCCCCAUAAGAGCACUGAGUUUGGGGAAACCCUUAGCACUGGACAGAAGCAUCACAAAUGUAGUGAAUGUGGGAAAGUAUUCACCCGAAAAGACACACUUGCUAGGCACCAGAGAAUUCACACUGGAGAAAGGCCCUAUGAGUGUAGCAAAUGUGGGAAAUUCUUUAGCCAAAGCUGUGACCUUUUCAAACACCAGACAAUACACACUGGUGAAAGGCCUUAUGAGUGCAAUGAAUGUGGGAAGUUCUUUAGGCAGAUCUCUGGCCUUAUUGAACACAGGCGCGUUCACACAGGUGAGAGGCUCUAUCAGUGCAGUAAUUGUGGAAAAUUCUUUAGCAGCAAGUCUAAUCUCAUUCGACACCAGGAAGUUCACACAGGAGCAAGGCCUUAUGUAUGCAAUGAAUGUGGAAAAGAGUUCAACCGCAAACACACGCUGAUCCUGCACCAGAGAACUCACACUGGGGAAAGGCCUUAUGAGUGCAGUGAAUGUGGAAAAUGCUUUAGCCAAAGCUCCCACCUUAAUGUACACUGGCGAAUUCAUAGCAGUGAUUAUGAGUGCAGCAGAUGUGGGAAGGCCUUUAGCUGCAUCUCUAAACUCAUUCAGCACCAGAAAGUUCACUCUGGAGAAAAGCCUUACGAGUGCAGCAAGUGUGGGAAAGCCUUCACCCAGAGGCCAAACCUUAUUCGGCACUGGAAGGUUCAUACUGGAGAGAGGCCUUAUGUAUGCAGUGAUUGUGGGAAAGAGUUCAACCGCAAGCACACACUUGUUCUCCACCAGAAGAUUCACAUUGGAGAAAAGCCGUAAGAGUACAGUGAAUGUGCGAAAUUUUUUAGCCAAUGCUCCCAACUUAUCAUACACUCGAGAAUUCCUAGCAGUGCUUGUGAGUGCAGCAGACCCCGGACAGCUCUUACCCAAAGAUCGAAGCCUCUUCGGCACACCUAGUCCACACUGGACAAAGGUUUUAGAGUACAGGGAAUGUCCUGUCUCCUUGUUCAACCUAACACCUCUCCCCAGAGUGAAGCUCUGAGUGUAGGCUUUGUGGGAGAGCCAUCAGCCAGCAAUGAAACCUCAUACACAUAAAUCUCCACAGCAGAAAGCUUCCCCACGAAUGCCACAUAUGUGAGGUGCUUUCAGGGGCUGUGGUGCACAUUCUGAACUGUUGGUUGCCUUUGCCAGUGGCAGAAGCCAUCUUCCUUUUCCCUCUGGCAGAGUCCCACCGUGUGUGGCAGUUAGGCCAGCAUGCUCCGGCAGGCAGACCUCUGCUGUCUCCCCAGCCCAUGGAAGGAGGCAUGACUGGCCUUCGUGGCCUACAGAGGGUCUUAUUUUCACACUGUUGACUGGUUUAGACAUGGAAUAAAUCAGCACAUAAGAUGGGUUCUCCAGAUAGUUGCAGAGAUUUACCUUCAUGGGUUUCUUGGUCUCAUUAUGGAUGUGUACAGUCUCCAGGUCACCCAUCCAUGGACUGCAUGCCCCACAUACGCUCAUGUUUUGACAAUUAAAAAGUCCUUGUUCUUUGGGCCACCAUUGA